GAACUUAGAAAGCUGGUUCUGCGGGUAGUUACAGCAUCAUGUGAUCUGACCAUUUACUGUAUAUAAAGGGGGACCUGGUAGAGUUUCAGUAGCAGAGCAUCAGAGAAACUACUUGGUCUUGAUUUUUGAUAACAGAGGCAUCAUCUGUGUUUCAAAGAAAAAAUGACGAAUUACGAAGUUAUCGUGCACACUGGAGACUGUGAGGAAGCCGCCACCUUCAAUGAUGUCUUCAUUACGCUGGUGGGCAAAGCUGGGGAAAGUGAAUGCACGAUGCUUCAGACGGACAAACAGCCACCCUUCGCCAAAGGAAAAGUGUCUAGGUUUGUUGUGUCCUGCCCUGAAUCCCUCGGAGAUCUGAUUAUGAUAAAACUGAUAAAACAGCGCUUUGACAUGAACCCAGAGGUUGACUGGUUCGUUGAUCAGGUAGAAGUGAAGUCUCCAGAGGAGACCUAUAUGUUCCCCAUCUACUGCUGGAUCACUGUCAGUGAGGAGCACUGCUUCAGUGAAGGAACAGCUCGUAUAGGUGAGGACCUUCAGGUAGACUUUCUAGGUUUUCCCUGGCAUACUUACAAUCCCCAGCAAGAGUUGAUCGAACGAAAGAAAAAGUAUCGCUGGCGCGUGUAUAAAGAAAAACUCCCUCAUUGUGUUGAUGCAGUUUCUUUUUGGCAUGUGCCUCAUGAUGGAUGGAUCUCCAUGAGCGAAAUAAAAAGGAUAUCCAAUUUUUUCUACGAAGCAGUUACAGAGACGAUAGAGCUGAAACUGUCAGGCCUGGGUGAUUGCAAAAAAAUGUGGUCAAGUUAUGAUGACAUCAGUCGUAAAUUGAACUGCAAAUCUACUGACAUAACAAACUACAUCAAGAAGCACUGGAGGGACGAUGAUCUUUUCGCCCACCAGUUUCUGAAUGGUGUCAACCCCAUGGUGAUCCAGCGUUGUACAGCUCUGCCUGAUAACUUUCCUGUCACAGAUGAUAUGGUCUACCUCCAUAAUCGUAAAUUGGCAGAUGAGAUGAAGAAUGGAAACAUUUUCCUGUGCGACUACAAGAGUUUGGACGGCCUGAUGCCAAACUGCAUAAAUGGGAAGCAGCAGUUCCUGAUGGCUCCUCUUGUGCUGCUCCACAAAACCCCUAAUGACAAACUCAUGCCAGUCGCUAUUCAGCUGAAACAGACUCCAGGAAACGACAAUCCCAUCUUUGUUCCAACUGAUUCUGCCUACGACUGGUUGCUGGCAAAACUGUUUGUGAGAAGUGCAGAUUUCAACGAACAUGAGCUCAACUUCCACCUGCUGCGUACUCACCUCCUGGCCGAAGUCUUUACAGUGUCACUAGAGCGCAACAUUCCCAGCAGGCAUCCCCUGUUCAAGCUCCUCAAGCCCCACACUCGCUACACUCUGCUGAUCAACAUCCUGGCUCGAGAAAAACUCAUUUCUGCAGACGGCGUUUUCACGAAGUUUACAGCUUCUGGCGGAGAGGCUAUGACCACCAUCCUGCAGAGAUCCCUGUCCUCGAUGACCUACAGAUCCCUCUGCAUACGGGAUAACAUUGCUGACCGGGGACUGGAGUGUCUGCCAAACUUCUACUACAGGGACGAUGGAUUCAGGCUCUGGGACAUCAUCCACAGGUUUGUGGAAGGAAUUCUCAACCACUACUAUGAAAAUGACAAUAAGGUCUCAGAUGAUCCUGAACUGCAGAACUGGAUUCGUGAAAUUUUUGAACAUGGAUUCCUCUCCCAAGAAAGCACAGGAAUUCCAGAGAAGUUUUGCACCGUGGAUGAGAUGGUCAAGUUUGUUACCAUGGUGAUUUUCACCUGCACAGCCCAGCACUCGGCCGUUAACAGUGGACAGUAUGAUUAUGGUGCCUGGAUGCCCAACACCCCAACAUCCUUACAGCGUCUUCCACCAACAGAGAAAGGGCAUGCGGACGAGGACACGCUGCUGCAGACAAUGCCGGAUAUGAACGUCACUGCUCAAGGCACGCAUGUCAUGCAGCUGCUCAGCAAGCAGUUGUCUGACUUUGUUCCUUUAGGACAAUACAAAGAGAAUUAUUUCUCAGAGGACGUUCCCAAGAACCUGAUUAAAGGCUUUCAAGAACAACUUAAAACCUUAAGUGAUGACAUCAAAAACAGAAACGCAACCCUUAAAAUCCCGUACACGUUCCUGGACCCAGGUGUGAUAGAAAACAGUGUGGCCCUGUGAGUCUCAGCUAAAUCAGAAAACUGCUCAUCGUUUUAUAUGGUUUCUUCAUAAGCAGCAUUAAAUACAGGGGGUAUAGAUAAAGUACUUGCAAAUGUUAAUUACAACAAUGGUAGAACUACACAGAUGUUCAUGACUUUUGUGACUUUUGCUUUUUUCUGUUUCAUAUUCUGGGCUGGUGUGUUGCGUCUUACUGUAGCUAUUUUCUACUGGUUUGUGGGUGUUAUCUUGUUGUAAUGAGAAACAAUGAUUAGUAAUUGAUUAGUGCUGAUUAGUGAAUCAGUAUUUGAUUUUUUGGGGUGGUGUUUUUCUUUUUACACAUUUUUUACCAUAUACUGUAUUAGGUUUCUGACUUUUAAAUUUGUAGCAGGUUCUGUAUAAUCGCUACUCAAAAUAAAUAAUUUCUGCAUGGA
Messenger RNA from Betta splendens (Siamese fighting fish), 2600 nucleotides. Its product is annotated as polyunsaturated fatty acid lipoxygenase ALOX15B-like. Gene Ontology annotation, molecular function: protein binding; oxidoreductase activity, acting on single donors with incorporation of molecular oxygen, incorporation of two atoms of oxygen; iron ion binding. The record is from RefSeq and is a predicted model, not a curated record. The transcript is spliced from 15 exons. Gene Ontology annotation, biological process: linoleic acid metabolic process; lipid oxidation. The coding region runs from base 163 to 2190 and encodes 675 amino acids. NCBI's taxonomy places the organism in Eukaryota, Metazoa, Chordata, Actinopteri, Anabantiformes, Osphronemidae.